Molecule: messenger RNA, 867 nt
Organism: Triticum turgidum subsp. durum (durum wheat)
Lineage: Eukaryota; Viridiplantae; Streptophyta; Magnoliopsida; Poales; Poaceae
Source: the annotation of a GenBank genome assembly
AUGGCAUCACAUCCUGACGAACAGUCUCCUACAAGUGUCGGAACUAGGGUUGAUGUCGCAGAUGAUCUUGGGGAUUUCUUCGACCAGCUUGAUCUGGAUGGAGAGGAGUUUGAUGAUCUGGAAGUUGAUGCUGAUGAUACGGUUCUGAACAAGAGUGUGCGUUGGCUGGCACUAGCGAGGGUUCAUACCGACAAGAAUUUCAAUCAGACCGCCUUCUUCAAAGAUAUGCGUGCGGCAUGGAACCCUACAGAGAAGGUGCGCUUUCGGCCAGUUGGCCCGAACCUGUUUGUGGUGCAAGCAUCGUGUCUUGGCGAUUGGGAGCGUAUCAUGGAGAGAGGGCCAUGGAUUUUCAGGAACUGGGCAGUGCUCCUUACUCCCUAUGAUGAUUUUAUGAAAGAUGAUGAAAUUGAGAUAGUUUACAUGCCUAUAUGGCUCCAAAUCCAUAAACUCCCAGAUGGCUACUGCAAGAAGGAGAUAGUGGAAAAGUCGAUAAAGAAUGCAGGCAAGGUACUGGAGUUAAGGCUCAACGGAAAUUCUCGUGGUGAUUACAUUAAGGAACGGCAGGUUUUCACUGUUCGAUAUGAGAAAUUGGCAUGUUUUUGUAAAUUUUGUGGACGUGUUGGGCAUGAGUAUAAAGAGUGUGGCAAUGGAGUACACCCGCCUAAAGAUCUCAAGUUUGGCGAUUGGCUCUAUGCCGAUCCAGCACCUGGGAAUCGUUUGAGUUUUGAUGCUGGUUGCACUACAUCGGCUGCGGCAUUCACGCCGAGAAGGACGCAGAAUGAACAGGAAGAUGGGGAUCUUGAGGACAUGGAUACAAGUCUUGCAAAGCCAAAAGACAUUGUUAUGUCUAAACGUGAAAAAAACUAG